UUCCCAAACCAUGCUAAUCAUAACAGCAAACGAUCCCAUGCUUGCUGCAAAACUAGUUGAGGUGCUUUAAUUCGUAAGUUCACAAAUCAAAAUGCCACGCAGAGGAAGAGGAAGAAAUUUUGGAAGAGGUCACUGGAGAGGACGGGGAAGAGGUAGAGGAAGAGGAGGUUCUUCUUCAGAUGCAGGUCCUAAUGAAGAGGAGACCUCAGAAUCAAUUGGGACCUCAGAAUCAGUUGGAACCUCAGAAGACCUGGACAAAUCCCUUGAAUGCUCAUCUGAUCAGACAGAGGAGAUCAAAGAAAACACAGAGGAGGAAAAAGAGGGAGUGGAAGAGGAGCCAGGGGACGCAGAGGGGAUGUUCCUUAAAGAGGGGGACGUAGGAAUCACCGAAUACAUUAGUUCCUCGCCUGGUUUCAGUGCUAUCAUCAAGCAAAGGUAUUCAGACUUCAUAGUGAAUGAGAUAGAUGAGGAAGGGAGGCUAGUGAGACUGACAAGCUUAGAGGUGGACAGGUCGCAGAUGCCGGCUGAUGAAGAGGAUGAUGACACAGGGUUGGAUGGAGUGCUCUCCCCUGAACAGAAGGAGAAGCUGGAUGACUUUAAUGCUAAUCCUAACCCCAAACGCGUCAUUGACAUAUGUGCCCCGGUUGAUAAAGUCACCCGAGGAAAAGUACACCAGAUUGUGAGGGUGCGUUACAAGAAGCUGGAAUCUGAUACUCUUGUAGAGGAUGAUGUGAGAUUUAUCCGGAUCUCAGUUAAAGGGGCAGGCGGCCAUUGGGGUUCAGGUCAGCAUUUCAGACAGCAGAACUUUCAACAUAAGCCCUGGCCGGCCGGCUUUGGAAACUACUGCCGCUUCGUUCUGUACAAAGAAAAUAUGGACACUAUGGAGGCAGUGCAUAAACUCACCAAGUUCUUCCAUAUUAACAAGAACAUGUUCCAGUUUGCGGGGACCAAGGACAAGAGGGCCAUAACUUCUCAAGAGGUCACUGUCUACAGGGUCAAGGCAGAGAAGCUGGUGGGGGCCAACCGUUAUUUUUACAAAAUGGCGCUUGGCAACUUCAGAUAUGUCGAACAGCCACUCAAACUAGGUCAACUGAGUGGCAACAGGUUCACCAUUGUCUUAAGAGAUGUCACGGGAACAGAUGAAGUAAUUGACUCGGCUCUCCAGUCUCUAAAGACCAACGGAUUCAUCAACUACUUUGGAAUGCAAAGAUUUGGAACAACAGCCAUACCUACUUACCGAGUGGGAAAAGAGCUGUUGAAAAGUAACUACAAAGAAGCAGGGGAGCUAAUCCUACAGCCAAGGCCAGGCGAGAAGGAUUUCAUAACAGAGUGUAGGAAGAAUUGGUGGAAAGACAAGAACUGCACACAGAUGUUGAAAGUGUUACCACGGAAAUACAACAUAGAGCGAGCACUUCUAGAAGGACUGAUAAAGUUUGGAGAAAAUAACUAUGCCAAUGCUUUCCAGAUGAUUCACAGAAACACAAGAAUGUUAUAUCUACAUGGUUACCAGAGCUAUAUUUGGAAUCAUGUAGCCUCUGAUCGAAUCAAGAAAUUUGGGAUGGAGCCAAUGGUUGGGGAUCUUGUUUACAAAGGAGAUUUGAAAGAUGUAGCUUUCAAAGAGGAAAAUCGACAAAGUUCAGCAAACGGAUCACUUGAAGGGGGCAGUACAAGUUCCAGGGUCUCCCCUGAGGUAGUGACAGCAGAAACCCUCUCUCAAUACACCAUUCACGAUGUCAUCCUUCCACUCCCAGGGUUUGAUGUCCAGUACCCAGAUAAUGAAGUUGGUUUAUGGUAUGCAAAGUUGAUGGCUGAAGAUGGGCUCAAAUUGGAAGAUCUAAAACAUUCCAACAAAAACUAUGCUUUGCCAGGUACUUAUAGGAGGUUAAUAAUACUACCCAAGGAUUUAAUGUGGCAAUCCUACAUGUACUCAGAUGUUACUAAGGAGUUGACCCAAAGUGAUCUUGACCUUCUGCAGAAAAAAACAGAACCUGUCUCCGAUCCAGAUGGUACCAUAAAAGCAUUGAAAAUAGAACUAUCUCUGCCACAGUCCUGCUAUGCUACGAUGGCGUUACGUGAAAUUCUAAAAAUAGACACGUCUGCCGCCUACCAGGCAACACUGAACCAUGGCGUCAUGCCCGAUCGCUCACCCACAGCUAUGGUUGUCAAGGAGAUGCAGACUGCUCUAGGCCAGUGAUCGUUGUGUGCAUAAUCAUGUAUGGAAAUAAUGACAUAGGGCACCGUUGUAGUGUUUCUUAAUGGUGGAGUUGCCAGAUAGAGAAUUACAUACCUGAACAUAUACUCCCUUCAAAUGUUGUAGUGAUGUUCAAUGUUGGAAUUGCAGGCAACAGAAGUAUUUGCUUAAAUAUUAAGUCAAGAAGUGCAAUAGCUGUUUUAUCUUAGUAACUGACAUUAUUAGUUUUAAAUAUUUUACAGAGCAUAUUGCAAAAAACAUCUGACUCCUGAAUAGAUCAUCAUGUUUAGAAUAGAGUCUUACAAAAUGAUCUGAUUAUGUUUGACCUGAAGUGUUAGCAGCAAGUACAAGUUAUUGAUGUGCAUGAAACACAAAUUAACAGAAAUAUUUUUUUUGUUUCUAAUUUGUUGUAUUCAUGUUAAUACAUUCAUGAAUGGUCAGAAAAAUGUCCAUGUUCUGGAAUUUGUUUUAGUGAUAUUUUUUUUCUUCAUUUACAUGCUGUUUAAAGAGAAUUCAUUUGUUUCCCAAUUAUAUACGUACAAGAACUACAAAAAUUCCUUUAUUUAUUAAAAACCAGAUAAUAGAUCCAAUAAUGUUUAAGUUUAAACAUCUGCUAUGGUAUAGCUUUGCAAACACAUCCAGUGUAACAAGGUUACAGGGUUAAAGAACCUAGUAAACUGAUCCAUGCAGUUUCCUUCUAGAAAAAUGUAUUAGAACAUGAAUUCUAUUUUGUAAUACUUUUACCCAUUGAGUUAGAUAAACAAAUAUUAUUAUGAGAAAGAUGUGCAUUGUAAUUGCUUAUAGUCUCUUAAGUUUUAGCCUUCAUGCAGUAUCUGUACACAGCAAAGUUACCAAUGACUGAACUUUAUACAUGUACAUGUUAAAAGUAUGCCUCUUUCCACAAGGACCAGUAACGUUGAAUGUUUUUGUAAAAAAGUUCUUUUUGGUGUACAUGUAUAGUGAAAAAAAAACAUGUCUCUCAUUAUAUCGUCAUUCAAGGGGCUAGCUAACACACUGUAUCCCAUAUUUGGGCCUUUAGCAAGUGACAGUUGUUACUGAAUCACUGGGUUUCAAAUAUAAAUGUAAGUUGAUGUGGAUUUUGAGUUUACAUUUACGUAUACUCGGGAUAUGGUAAUUUGAAUAUUGAACCAACCACAGAAUACUUUUAACUAUUUGAAUAGUGAAUAGUGAAAAGCGAGUAGUACUCCAACUUCUGAAAGCCCAUUAUAACAUCUUAAUAUUCAUUUUACAGUAUCGUACUUUAUCAUUAAGGCUAUCGUAUGGUUGACUGGAAAUUAUAGUUUAUUUCCAAAAAUUCGAAACAUCAAAUUAAUAUGUUAAUACAAAUGAAUGUUUAGCUUCAA
Magallana angulata is the source of this 3555-nucleotide messenger RNA. RefSeq names its product pseudouridylate synthase 7 homolog. Gene Ontology annotation, molecular function: pseudouridine synthase activity; RNA binding. Bases 92 to 2194 code for a protein of 700 amino acids. The record is from RefSeq and is a predicted model, not a curated record. NCBI's taxonomy places the organism in Eukaryota, Metazoa, Mollusca, Bivalvia, Ostreida, Ostreidae. Gene Ontology annotation, cellular component: nucleus. The transcript is spliced from 16 exons. Gene Ontology annotation, biological process: pseudouridine synthesis.